AAUGUCUAGUCUGUGUGAACCUGCGGGGCUGCCACUGAAGUAGCAGUUGGGACUUACUCCUCACUUGGAGCGACACACUCCCCAGACUUGGACUUGGUGUAACUAUCAGUUCACACGGUGGACUAUGCCCCCCUCAGUCAGCUGAGGGAGGGGGCUCUGCUCAGGCUCCCACCUGGACACGGCUGGGGCUGAAUCAAAGAGGCAACACUCCACAGUUUGCUUAUUGAAGAAGAUGCAAGCUUCAACUGUCUCACCUGUAACCAACUUCACUACAAUCUCCUCAAACACAACCACCACCACCAAGUCCAGAGAACAAGUCCUCAUCCAGAGUUCUGGGGCGAUGAUUGCCGUCAUCGUCAUUGGUAUCAUCAUCAUUCUCACCAUUCUCCUGAUCAUCCUGAAAACAUACAACAGGCGGACCCAUGUCUCCAGAGUCCUGGGAGCCAGCGGGGGCUCCAAACCCCGUCAGAAGAAAAUGUCAUCAUCCACAGUCCAGAGCAGCAUGCCGAUGAGCAACCUGGCGAUCAGCUCGGUGUCGGGCAGCAUCACAAACUCAAACCCGGUGUCAGAGAACGGCUUCCGCCUGCCCAGGGUGGAGCUGAACAGCACAGAGACAAACAACAUAGAGCAGUUCAGCACGACCAGCGGCUCCACAGUGGUCACCAUACAUGACGCUCCAUCGUUAGAAAACACAUAGCAGCAAGACCGGGGCUCAGUUUUACCAUGGGAGAGCACACAGUGUGGCAUCAGCUGAUGUCUCGCCUUCAUGUGAAACCGCCUCUUGUGUGUGCGUUUAAAUUCAUCUGAGGUUGACUGAAUCCUGUGGCGACUCAAUCUGUGACAGUAUAUCUCCACCAACUGCUGGUGUCUACAUGGAUGACAGGAGACCCUGAGGGUGCACUAAAAUAUACAUUAUGAACAAAAUGGUACAAAAAAGAGAUGCAGUGCAUUGCAUACAGUAUGAUGUAUGAAAUAAAAUGGACAUUUUUUUGUGAAGAUUUGCCUUUUUUGUGACUACAGUCAGUGUUCAAAGCAUGAGAGGCCGUGGCUCAUUACUGCCUGUACAUUUUGCAGCUGUCCCAUCACUUAUCAUAUGCAGUAACCAGGGAAAAUGUGACCAGAAAUAGUAAAGACUCAAAUGGCCAGACAGCGUUGCUCGAAAGUGUGUACAUUUCUGUAUUAAAAAAGGGCUUUGUGGGUUCAGACAUAAAGGUAGAAUUAGCAUAAACUUCAGAGAACAGAGCAUGAAGGGUUAAUCACGCCUGCAUGUAUUCACUUCAGUGGCUGUUGGUGUGACAGAGGAUAAUACUUGGAAUAUAGCAUCGCAUUUUAUUUUAUAGCAUUUUUUAUUUUUUUGACCAACUUUGACCACUGAAAUUAUAUAAAAAAAAUGAAAAAUAGUUCUGUUUACUUUGGUUCAUUGUGCAUCACAUUGUCUUUGUCCUCUACAGAUUCACUCAGAUGUGUUUUUGUUUCAAGAAUGUAAACUAAAAUGCCAGUGUAUAUAUAUUUAGAUAUGUAUUUUACCAUGUGCAGUGAAGAGACCGCAGAUUUUUUUUUUUCUGAAAGCUAGAAUCUGUUUGAACUCUCACUGUGCUGACAUGAAUCCUUUCUAGUUUGACACCAAAGGAUUUUGCACUUUAUUUGCCUUCCUCCU
Messenger RNA from Myripristis murdjan (pinecone soldierfish), 1657 nucleotides. RefSeq names its product non-compact myelin associated protein (gene ncmap). Gene Ontology annotation, biological process: regulation of myelination. The coding region runs from base 233 to 697 and encodes 154 amino acids. Gene Ontology annotation, molecular function: structural constituent of myelin sheath. The transcript has 4 exons. The record is from RefSeq and is a predicted model, not a curated record. Gene Ontology annotation, cellular component: Schmidt-Lanterman incisure; plasma membrane; paranode region of axon. NCBI's taxonomy places the organism in Eukaryota, Metazoa, Chordata, Actinopteri, Holocentriformes, Holocentridae.